Molecule: messenger RNA, 459 nt
Organism: Grus americana (Whooping crane)
Lineage: Eukaryota; Metazoa; Chordata; Aves; Gruiformes; Gruidae
Product: olfactory receptor 14J1-like
Exons: 2
Biological process (GO): G protein-coupled receptor signaling pathway
Cellular component (GO): membrane
Molecular function (GO): olfactory receptor activity
Source: RefSeq, a predicted model, not a curated record
CUCCUGGGCAGCAGAGCUUGUGUCCACAUGGCAGCAGCUGCCUGGGGCAGUGGGUUUCUCAAUGCUGUGCUGCACACGGCCAAUACAUUUUCUAUACCACUCUGCCAGGGCAUUGACCUGGACCAGUUCUUCUGCGAUGUUCCCCAGAUCCUCAAGCUCUCCUGCUCAUAUGCCUACCUCAGGGAGUUUGGGCUUAUUGUGGUUAGUGCCUGUUUAUUCUUUGCGUGUUUUGUUUUCAUUGUGCUGUCCUAUGUGGAGAUCUUCAGGGCCGUGCUGAGGAUCCCCUCUGAGCAGGGACGGCACAAAGCCUUUUCCAUGUGCCUCCCUCACCUGGCCGUGGUCUCCCUAUUUGUCAGCACUGCCAUGUUUGCCUACCUGAAGCCCAACUCCAUCUCCUCCCCAUCCCUGGACCUGGUGGUGGCAGUUCUGUACUCGGUGGUGCCUCCAAAUUUUCAUUAA